Molecule: messenger RNA, 1620 nt
Organism: Dreissena polymorpha
Lineage: Eukaryota; Metazoa; Mollusca; Bivalvia; Myida; Dreissenidae
Product: von Willebrand factor A domain-containing protein 5A-like
Exons: 5
Coding region: 155-535 (126 amino acids)
Source: RefSeq, a predicted model, not a curated record
UUUAAAGUCUUUCGAAAACAGAAGAAAUCUUCUUCACCCUUGAAGGGGCUCAGCUGUGGUUUGUUGAAAAGGUCAAAGAAACAAGCAUCUUCAUCAGGAGUUCACUUAUUCCUGUUUAGAAGAAAGCAUCAUUACCAGUACACCAUUAGCACCAAUGGAUGACAGUGAUGAAUCACUGGAUGCAGUCAUGGCAGAUGAGACGUCCUCCAAUUCAGAUGUUGCAGUUGGAUCUGAUCAAAUGAUGCUGGAAGUGAUAACGUUGCAAGACUUGGCUGGAAACUGGACCGUCUCUUCUCGGCUAACUGGGUUUCUUAAGAUCAGUAAUGAGCAAAUAAAGUCUAAGGAGAUUGUUGCUGACGGCAGAGUGCUAGUAACGCUGGCCGUGAUUGCCUGGCUCAGGAAGCACUACGGGCACCGUCAGGAUGAGUGGGAGAUGAUUGAGACCAAGGCAGUCAUGUGGCUCGGCCAGCAGGGCCUGCAGAGACCAGUCGAGGAGCUGAUAAUUCUGGUCACAGAGAAAAUGCUGACUGCUUGAAAUCAGAGAAAGAACAACAAUAUCAUACAAAAGCUGUAAUGUAACGUGUACAGAUUGAUUGAAAAGCUAAUCACUCUGGUUGGACAGUAACUUGUGGGCAAUUAUGGACACAUAUGUACAAUAUUCAACAUUUGGAGUAAAAAUACUUCGUAGGAGUAGUACUAGUACUGGAUGUUGUAACUGAAUAGUGGAAUAAUUAUUUAAACUACAUAAUAACAACUGUAUUUGUAUUAGGGAGUUAAUAUUUUCAUGUAUGUCUGUCCUUAAAGUUGUACUUAUUGAUUGUUAUUUUCUCAGAAUUUAUAUUUUGAUUGUAAUUUGGUAAAGGGUAAUUACUAUCACGAAUCUUUUUACGACCAUUGACCUUUGACAAAUUAGCAUGCAGGGGUAUUUCAGACAUGCCAGUGACUGUUCUAGUGUAUUCUGAUGUUAUAAAAUAAUACAUGUAGCAACAAUAACUUAUUGUUUAAUGGUAAAUCCUAAAGGCUGUAAGGGACCAAUAUGUCAAGCGUAUUCUAUGAACAAUGUAAGUUUCACUUUUGAAACCUGUAUGAUUUUGUACUGUUAUUUUUAUUUUAUUUACAAAUUGUUGUUUAUAACCUUUAACUUUAAUGUGAUGACAUUGUUAUAUUUGUACUCAUCUUUUAUUUACAUUAUCAUUUGUAAUAAAUUCACAAUUUAUUGUUUAUGCAUUUAUACAAAUGUAUCUAUUUAUUGGUUGUUCUUAAAUUUUCGGCAAUCAUGUGUUCAAUAAUAGAAAUUCAUUUAAAUGUGUGUUACGGUGACUAAUGAUUAUAUUGAUGACACCAUUAUAUUUCAAGAAACGAAAUGUCUUUGAAAAUAUGCGUAAUAUUUUCAUGAUAAUUUAAAGCAUUUUAAACUAAGUUUAGUUUGGAAAGUAGCUGUGAAAAAUCAAAUGGAACAUGUUAAAUAACGGCAGGUGGUAGCCAGGAGAACGAUAUCCAUUCAAUAUUUUACUAAGUUUAAAUCAGAUCUUCAUGAAACUUAGUGAUGAUUUUUAAAGGCAUAUAUUUUCAGCCAAGUACUCUUACCAGCCAGAUCGCCUGAAGUUCAGUGUCACUGUU